AUCAUUCAAUUAAAUUGCCUGGUUAAAAGAAAGUUCAAAGGAGAGAUCAGGGAGUUAUAAUGACUUGAGUAUUUUGUGGCCCUUCUGUUGGAAUGCGUUUUGUGUUCCCGUAAUCAUUGAAACAUGUUUUUCUAUUUUUAAAUUGCAUCUAACCUGAUUAACGUAUUCUAUUGAGGAUGGUCGAACAUUUUCGUACUUACAAGAGUAAAUGUAAAAUCUACCAAGAACUGAAUAACAAUAACUUUGAAUCUUGCAGAAAGCGGCAUGAAAGCGGGGGAUCUUUCUGCUAGUGGCGAUCGAGGCAUAAGUGCAGAACUCACACUCGAGGAGCCCGCGCCACGAGGGAGAUCGUCUUCGAUUCUUCGUCCGUCCAUCUCUGGACUUCUGUCGCCUAUCCAGGAACCUUCCGACUCCGAGUUCAGCAUGGGGGAUAUUGGAGAGCUUCCAACCCUUAUGGAGCGGUCUGAGGUCACACAACCCCUUGAAGAACAAGCUUACGAAACAUUUAGGUUGGUUACUAAAGCUAUGGGAGACAGUCACGAACCUGUCGUGUUUAGAAACUUGUGUCCUCCACAAUCGACAGCACGCAAAUCUGCAGCGAAAGUUUUCUAUCACCUUCUCUCAUUGCAUAAAAAUGGCGUGUUUGAGUUAAAACAGAGAGACCCGUACAAUCUGACAAAUAUUUACAUCCAUAAGGGGAUGAACUUUUGAUCGCUCCAAGCUGGGCUAACCUUAAUGUUAUCUUCUGGAAAGACUUGGUCUUCUUUUCAAAAACAACUGAAUAGCUUUUAUUUUUACUUGUUCUCGGUGCGACAAAGUCCAUAUCCCGAGUUGGUGUAGUCUGAAUUUCAGCCGUCUCUUCCCUCUACCCCGAGGGGGGCGCUGUAAAGGGAAGAGACGGCUGAAAUUCAGACUAGAGUUGGUGUAACUAAACGUCAACUGCAUGGUUGCUCAGUUGUCUGGAAAUAAAGUUAGGUAAUCUUUUUGCCUUAGCCUACUAGACAUACACAUUCUAUUUUUAUCUAUUUUUAAGCCCUACCAAAAGGGUCUGUAUUUUUUAUUGCCCUCGAAGAAAUGUCGGUUUUUAUUUCUAGUUGUAAAAUGAAAGAGAAAAACGAAAUAGCAUUUUUUUUUUUUUUGCACCAAUAAUAAGUAGCGUUUCUUUACUCGUAAAGCUUUGUAGAAACAAUAGAAAUGUGCCUGAUUCGAUUUUGAAAAUCGAAGCUCUGAAAGUUUUCCCUUCAACAUGACGUUCUUAGGAUACGUCAUGCUGCCGUAGAAACUUGACGAUCUGACGUAAGAUAGCUACUUAAAACUUCCCGGUGCCUUUUUCCACAAUUCUAGUACCUGAUUCGACAGGUUUUUCUAAACAAUUCAAUGAUGACCUCUUGGGUGUAUUUUGGACGAAAAAGGCACUUUCUCUAAAGACAGACUACGAUCACUUACUAUGUAAAAUCAGAGCUUUCUAACUACAAUUCCACGUUAACGAAGGUUUAAAAAGAGGAUAAGAAUUAUGAGAUAACGAAACAGAGUGUAAUAGUUUCUUUUACUUGUAUUGUGGAUAAAUAUAUCUUUACAUUCACAUGGAAUUCCAUCAUUUAAUGAUCUUGUACAUUACAAAGUUGAGUUAAGUUAAAAAAAAAAAUUAUUGACUUGUUAUGGCUUCUUUAAGAAAAAGCUAACAAGUCAAAAUUCGCUAAUUUAAAGUUUCAUCAGCAAUUGUACAAAGUAAAUUUUGUAUGCACAAAUUAUUUUUUAUACAUAUUAUGGUGCUUUCAUAUGUCAUGUUUCACAAUUAUUUGCAGGAUUAUCUGUAUAAUGCAUGCGAUUACAACGCUUACAUCAUUCUUAUUGCAGACUACUUUUAGAGAAUCUUACAUAAGCUACAUUGAGGAAAAAGACUUGAAUAUUAUGCAUUAUUUAUCGCAAAUCUAAAUUAUUGAAAAAGGAGGUGAAAAAAAAUAUUUAAACUACUUUUUUCUUGAAUAAA
Messenger RNA from Orbicella faveolata, 1990 nucleotides. RefSeq lists its product as uncharacterized. Gene Ontology annotation, biological process: meiotic sister chromatid cohesion; replication-born double-strand break repair via sister chromatid exchange. NCBI's taxonomy places the organism in Eukaryota, Metazoa, Cnidaria, Anthozoa, Scleractinia, Merulinidae. The record is from RefSeq and is a predicted model, not a curated record. Gene Ontology annotation, molecular function: chromatin binding; protein binding. Gene Ontology annotation, cellular component: meiotic cohesin complex.